CUGUGAUUUGUGACGAAAGCGGAAGACAUGAGGAUGAAUCGGAGAGGUCCAGUCUGUUAUUGUAUUUUUUAAAUUUUAGUUUUAUAAAUCACAUUGUCACGCUGUCAGGAUGCCGCUGUUCACUCAGAAUAAGCGCAUGGAGCGCGUGACGUCAACAGCCGAACUCUUCACUAGAUUCCCUCAUCUGAAGGAGCAUGCAAAGCAAUUUGCAUCCAGAAAUUCAGAACCAGUGGACCCGAAACAUCAGCUGUAUGUCCAGCAGAGAGAGUUUGCUGCCACCACACCUGCAGACAAUUCGGUCUCCAUCCUGGGCUCAGAUGAUGCCACAACUUGCCACUUGGUUGUUCUGCGACACACUGGUAGUGGGGUGACUUGUCUGGCACACUGUGAUGGAUCCAGAACCUGCACAGAAGUUCCUCUCAUAGUCAACGCUGUCACCUCCAGAAGUAACUCGGCUAAAGAGGGCAGAUUGGAGCUGCAUCUCGUCGGGGGUUUUCUGGAUGACAGGAAGACUUCUCAUUCUCUCAGUCUCAGUAUAUUGGCUGCUUUUCAGAAACAGAAAGAAGAAAUUCACCUAGAAACCUGCUGUAUCACCGACAUGAAUGAUGUCAUUAAAGAUGGGAUCCAUCGUCCUGUGGUGUAUGGAAUAGGAGUGAAUGUUAAAACCGGUCAUGUGUUCCCAGCAUCAUUUAUGUGUCGAGGUCCAGCGGAGGAGCUCCGAUCUGCUCGCACAUUUACUGGUGGACAGAUGGUUGAAGUUUAUGACUCCUGCCGUGAGCUUGUGAAAAUCAGUCCGUGCACAUGGACACCAGAUGAUGAGUUCAGCUACUGGCUCUCAGAAGAUGAUAAAACUAUCCUGCAGUAUCUGUCCACCUCACCGUAUGCAGAACCUCCUCACUUCGUCCAGCACAUUAAAUCCACCAUCCGUUUUCUUCUGGAUCAUCCCACCACUGACGGUCUGUUUCCUGGCGGACAGCCACAGUUUUACCACCGGUCUGAGGAUGGAGAGUGGAAACAGAUUUCCCAACAGUAGUUCACACACACUGACCUCUCUGCCCCACCAAAACGCCUUUGAUGCCCCCUCUUCAUACUGAUCUGAGACCUGUUGUGCUGUUUCUUUUUUAAAGGUUUAUGAUGGAGAAAUAGACACAAGUGACGCCAAACAGAAUUACAGAUUUUUUUAUAAUAUAAAAGUAUUACAAAUGAUUUUAGUUUCUUAUAUAAAGAAACUCAUUCAUAAAUACUGUACAGAUACUGUACAGAUAUCUGUUCACAGACUCCAGCUGCUGGCCAUUACACUGAAAUCAAUAUUCUGUCAUAUAUUUUUAUGUCUGUUUCAUAUUUAAUAUGUACAUAAUUUGUAAAUGUGUUUACUCAUGCAGGGAUCAUAAGACAUACUAUACUCUUGUAAAUGAAAGAAACAAUGAAUAGAAACAUUAAAUGUAUUUCUCAUUUGA
Messenger RNA from Paramisgurnus dabryanus, 1457 nucleotides. It is a transcript of the gene ntan1, whose product is annotated as N-terminal asparagine amidase. Gene Ontology annotation, biological process: ubiquitin-dependent protein catabolic process. Gene Ontology annotation, cellular component: nucleus. Gene Ontology annotation, molecular function: protein-N-terminal asparagine amidohydrolase activity. NCBI's taxonomy places the organism in Eukaryota, Metazoa, Chordata, Actinopteri, Cypriniformes, Cobitidae. The record is from RefSeq and is a predicted model, not a curated record.